AUGGAUAUUCAUGUUCUUCAAAGCCAGCCCGCCCAGAAGGUCGCGUUUAAAGACUCUUCCACGGUUCGUGUGGAUUUGGUCCGCAGCGGGUUCCAGCCGCGCCUUCCGACUUCGCUGCCGCCCCCAGGGCGGCAGCAGCAGCAGCAGCCGUCGCCGCUACCACGCCGACAGCCCGUCCCGUUGAUGCCUCCCGCGCAGCUUCAUCCGGGAGCGCCCCAGGUGGUCGCUCCGGCGCCUGCGGUCCCUCUUCAGUCGCCACCGCCUUCGGAGCUGAUGGACGUCGACCCCUCAGCCGGGCCGCCUUCCCAAGCGGUGGCUAUGCAGCCUGUCCUGCAGCCGCUUUCCUUGGGCACCCCCAAGGACUCUGACACCGCAGCGCCUUGUCCGGCGCCCACUCAGCAGCCGUCGACGCAGCGUCAGGAGACGCUGCCUCUCUUCGUGGGUCCCGACGCCCCGUCGCGUCCAGUACCAGAACCUACUGGUUUCACACGUGGUCAGAUACUGUGCACCACUAUGACGCUGAUAUACUGCUAUAGAAUCUACCACAGUGAAAAAGAAUAA
Messenger RNA from Schistocerca serialis cubense, 561 nucleotides. RefSeq lists its product as uncharacterized. Lineage: Eukaryota; Metazoa; Arthropoda; Insecta; Orthoptera; Acrididae. Bases 1 to 561 code for a protein of 186 amino acids. The record is from RefSeq and is a predicted model, not a curated record. The transcript is spliced from 3 exons.